AUGAAUGUUCGACAUGACUGGAUAAAUCGCUCAGCUUUAAUAUCCCCUCGACAACACUUUGGCGGAAAAAGCUCUCGUCAGUGGACUGUAAAACUGGCUAUGGCUUCAGCAACAAAAGAAGAUAAGCAAGGUUCUUCUGCUAAAAGUGUUGCUGUGAUUGGUGCUGGUGUUAGUGGGCUUGCUGCAGCUUACAAGCUGAAAUUGCAUGGCUUAAAUGUCAAAGUAUUUGAAGCUGAUGGGAGAUCUGGAGGAAAGUUACGAAGCAUUUCACAAGAUGGUUUGAUAUGGGAUGAAGGGGCAAACACUAUGACUGAGAGUGAGGCAGAAGUUGGGUUUUUGCUCGAUAAUCUUGCACUUAGGGAAAAACAGCAAUUUCCAAUUUCACAGAACAAGCGGUAUAUUGCAAAAAAUGGGGCUCCAACAUUGAUACCAUCAGAUCCCAUUGCGUUGAUCAAAAGCAAUUUUCUUUCUGCGGGUUCAAAGCUUCAUAUACUUUUGGAGCCAUUUCUGUGGAAGAAGAAUAACCUCCCGAAGGUGUCUGACUCACCAGAAAGUGUUGGUGCUUUCCUCCAGCGUCAUUUUGGUAAAGAGGUUGUUGACUACCUUGUUGAUCCUUUUGUUGCCGGAACAAGUGGUGGAGAUCCUGAAUCUCUUUCUAUGCGACAUGCAUUUCCAGAGUUGUGGAAUCUUGAGAAAAGGUUUGGCUCAAUCAUAUCUGGUGCUAUUCUGUCUAAAUUGUCUGCAAAAAAGGGAACUCCUGAAGGAUCAAAGGGCUCUUCAGCUAAUAGAAAGCAUAGACGUGGGUCUUUCUCAUUUAUUGGUGGGAUGCAGACACUUACUAAUGCAUUAUGCAAUGAACUUGGCAAAGAGGAACUUCAACUUCAUUCUAAGGUGCUGGAAUUAUCUUGUAGCUGUGGGGAGAACUCUCCAUUAGAUAACUGGUCAGUUUCUUACGAAAGGGACAGGAGAAAGCUCUUAGAUGAGAAAUCCUUUGACGCUGUGAUAGUUACGGCUCCCCUUUCCGAUGUUAAAGGUAUGAAGAUUAUGAAAAGAGGAAGCCCGCUUCUGCUUGACUUCAUUCCUGAGGUUAGUUAUUUACCACUAUCUGUUAUAGUCACCACCUUCAAAAGAGAGAAUGUUAAGCAACCCCUUGAAGGUUUUGGAGUUCUUAUACCUUCCAAAGAACAACAAAAUGGUUUGAAUACACUGGGCACCCUCUUCUCUUCUUCAAUGUUUCCAGAUCGUGCGCCGCACGAUGUACAUCUUUAUACUACUUUUGUUGGAGGAAGUCGAAAUAAAGAACUUGCAAAGGCUUCAAGAGAUGAAUUGAAGCAGAUAGUGACUUCUGAUCUCAGACAGUUGUUAGGUGCAGAGGGAGAACCUGCAUAUCUGAAUCACUUCUACUGGAGUAAAGCAUUUCCUCUGUAUGGGAAAAACUAUGAUUCAGUCAUCAAAGCUAUUGACAAGAUGGAACGAGAUCUUCCAGGAUUUUUCUAUGCAGGUAAUCACAAGGGUGGAUUAUCAGUUGGCAAAGCAGUAGCGUCUGGGUGCCAAGCAGCUGAUCUAACAAUAAAGUCGGAUAAAAAGCAUGCUGUUUGCGGGAUCGUGAGAGUGAUGACCAGAACAUGA
This is a messenger RNA of Fraxinus pennsylvanica, 1629 nucleotides long. NCBI's taxonomy places the organism in Eukaryota, Viridiplantae, Streptophyta, Magnoliopsida, Lamiales, Oleaceae. The record is from the annotation of a GenBank genome assembly.